Molecule: messenger RNA, 684 nt
Organism: Pteropus alecto (black flying fox)
Lineage: Eukaryota; Metazoa; Chordata; Mammalia; Chiroptera; Pteropodidae
Gene: BHLHA9
Product: basic helix-loop-helix family member a9
Exons: 1
Coding region: 1-684 (227 amino acids)
Biological process (GO): developmental process; regulation of transcription by RNA polymerase II
Molecular function (GO): protein dimerization activity; RNA polymerase II transcription regulatory region sequence-specific DNA binding; DNA-binding transcription factor activity, RNA polymerase II-specific
Source: RefSeq, a predicted model, not a curated record
AUGCACCGAGGUGUGCCAGGGCCAGGCCUCAGGGGCCUGAAGAGGGCAGAGGGCUCUGCUAAGGACGUGGGGGGCUCUUGCCAGGAGGCCGGGAGAGAUUUUGGGGUGCUGAGGGAGAACGGCGCCCCCCGCGGCCUUGGCGAGGCAGAGGAGGUGCCAAGCAGCAGAAAGAGAGCGCGGCCAGUGCGGUCCAAAGCUCGGCGCGUGGCGGCCAACGUGCGGGAGCGCAAGCGCAUCCUGGACUACAAUGAAGCUUUCAACGCACUGCGCAGGGCGCUGCGGCACGACCUGGGCGGCAAGAGGCUCUCCAAGAUCGCCACGCUCCGCAGGGCCAUUCACCGCAUCGCGGCGCUCUCCCUGGUCCUGCGCGCCAGCCCUUCGUCCCGCUGGGCUUGCGGGCACCUGGAGUGUCAUGACCAGGCCGCGCGCGCAGGGGUCGCCGGGGACGCCGGAGACGCGGGCUCCAGCUCACUGCGGUCCGCACCACCGCCCGCCGGAUUCUUCGCGCCGCGCUGCGCCUCGUGCUCUCCGCACACCCACCUUGGAUGGCCAAGGGUGGUGGCCGAGGGGCAGGGCUUGUCUCAGGCCUCCGCGGGGAGCUGGCGCCGAUGUCCAGGGGUUCCUUUUGCUUGGCCGCUAGACCAGCCGCGGGCGGGCCCCAUGCUGGGUUACCAGCACCCUUGA